Molecule: messenger RNA, 969 nt
Organism: Cinara cedri
Lineage: Eukaryota; Metazoa; Arthropoda; Insecta; Hemiptera; Aphididae
Source: the annotation of a GenBank genome assembly
AUGGUUCACGAUACAAUAAUAUGUAUCAAGAAUCUAGUACCACGGGAAACCUCUGAGAACAUCCGAUACCAAAACUUUGCAGAUUCGCCGGUGCUCUGCAACUAUGACAGACUGUGCAUUAUAUUACAUGGAACCACCGGUAAGGAAGUAUCAGAGUAUCAGCAGCAAAAUCAUUUCACUGUUCACCCCGUACAUCAUAUUACCAGAACCAUGACUUCAAAUGAUGACAAAAUACCCAAUAAAUUCGAUUCUCCCGGUUUGUCCGUGGCACAGGAGAACGAGGUACCAGCGGUGGUGGAGCAAAAAGACAAGAUGACGAUGGUGAUGGUGCAGAAUAACGGAGUGUCAGUGGUAUCGGCACAAAAGGACAAAAUGCUUGUGACACAGAAGGAUGAGAUGCCGGCGACACAGAAGAAUGUGUCAACGACACAGAAAAAUAAGGUGCCGGUGGCACAGAAAGAAAAGGUACCGACGACACAGAAGCUCUCGAAUGUUCCAAUCGUGGACCCUGCUGAAAAAGAAGAGCGCGGACGUAGAGAAAACGUGACCGUGGACCUUGCAGGAAAAAAAUCUGUCCGUUGCGUAGAUUUUAAGAGCAUUGUAAAGCUGUCAAGACUGUGCUACAUUUUAAACUCAAAUGUAAUGGAAUUAAAAUUGUUUUACGAGAACAAGGGUUAUUCGUAUUCUAAGGCAAAAUAUGUCACCUUUGAACCGGAACUCCGAUCGCUGGUAAACGAUAUGCCAAAGCUGUUGAAUAUAUUGAACGAAAUCAGUGUACACCGUGAUAAAAUCAGGUUAGUGGUUGACAUCUACAGUUCUUACGAGUCCCGGUACAGGGAGCUCAGGAGGAUCUGUUCGAUGUGUGCGAAAUCAAGCCAAAAUACCGGCCGAGCGCCACGUAAUGACGAAAAAUACGGUCUGAGUACAGUCAUCAAAGAGUACGCGUGCGAAAUAUUCAACUGGUGUUGA